AACUCGUAGAGGGGGACUUUCUUGCGCGUUAUUAUACAUCGGGAGCGAUUGAUAUACCGGCCAAUGGCCGACCCAACGUUGUCGGUGCCGCGUACAUUUUGCCCGCGCAAACGUUUCACGCGUAUUAACGAAUAAAGUAGUGGUAAUUGUGAGAAUAUCGCGAUAAACGUUGGACAUCGAAGUGAAUCACCGAUUCAUCUGUAACAAAAGUUUUUAUCUGUAUUUUUUUUCGUUAUUUUUCAAGCUUUUCUUCACUAUCGUGGCGUUAAUACGUACGAGAAGAAAAAUAAAAAACAGUCAUUUUCUCUGAGUGCCGCGCGGAAAUACAUUUCUGAAGGGUACGGAGCUACGCAAUUUCGGGAGUAUAUCCGCAACGCAAAAUACAAAUUUUUUGCCUGCUGAAUUUUAGGUCUGAAAUUUAGCAAAAAUGGUUGAAUCAGAUCAUGGAGAGGCACUCGAGGAAACAAAGACGAUGCCUGUGUCAGGCGGAGGUGAUAUAGAAGCCAAGAAAGCAGAAUUGGUGGGCAAGCGACCACGAGAAGAAUCUUCUGGAGAUGAAGGCAGCGAAUUGCCUCACAAAAGACAACGCAGUGAGGCUAACGAUCACCCUUCAGAGCCUGAUACAGAGAAAGUCGCUGAACCUGUGCACAAAGCAAACGGUAGCAGUUCUCUCAAUAACGACAAUGCAAUGAAUGUCGACGAGGAAGAAUUAUCCAAUGAAAAUUCGAAAAAUGUAUCCACCAACCCAAAAGAGAAAACCGACGGUGUGGAAUCUGCAGAUGACAAGGAGAGCGAGGAAAAAGCUCAAAAUGAUUCAUCCACGACUAUUGAUGAUGCUGAACAAAAUAAUGAAAAUAUUGAUAAAAAAGAUGAAAAUGAAGAUAAAAGAGAUAAGAACGAGGUUAGCUCGGAAGAAAAAGUUGAGGAGGAAGAACAUGAGGAAGACGAAGAAAUGGAAGAUGAAGCAGUUUCGUCGAGCAACGAUAAAGGAUCUGAGGAAAAUAAAGCUGGGAAAGCAAAUGUGAGUAAGUCAAAAACCAAAGAUCCUGAAGUAGUGGACGGUCUGGAGAUGUCGGUGGAAUGUGCAAGCGACAAGGAACAAUCGAGUUCGGAGGUGGAGGAAGACGAGGAGAAGAAAAAAACAAGGCCAAAGACGAUAAUUGUAAAGGCAAAACCGAAUGAUUCGGAGCUUGAUGCGAGUACGUCGGAAGGCGAGAAAUCAGAAGAUGAAGAGGAGAAGGAAGAAAAGAAAUCAAAGAAACCACCAAAGGGUGGGAAAUCUUCGCCUGAUGGUAAAGGCCGAAAAAGGGGGAAAAAGAAGGGUUUCACGAAGGUGGCAGUUUCCGGUAGCGAAGAUUCCGAUGACGAUGCAUCGGAGGACGAAGAUUAUAGUCCGCGAACUAAAAAGAAAAUGAAGAAAACAUCGGCCGCUAAAAAAACGGGUAAAACUCCUGGUAGGAAACGUGGUCGAGCCCCGAAAAAAGUGGCCAAACAGUCGGAUGAAGAACAUUCGGAAGAACAAGAUGACGACGAUCAUAAAGCGAAAAAGGGCAAGGAAAAAAGUCGUAAAAAGUCUGUCGGAAGCGAAGACGAUGACAAAAGUGAUGACGAUGCAAGUGAAGCCGUACGAAAAAAUGGAAAAAAGAACAGCAAAGCUAAACCGGAAGAUGACAAGAGGAUACAAUCAUUGAAGAAGUAUUUCCCGCUGGCCGGCAUUAGAAUUGCUUCUUACGAAGAAUUCUGGGCUGGUUGUAAAACAAAUACAGCGCGUUUGGCACGCAUGAAAGAGGCUCUCGCCCUGCAAGGAGUUGUUGGUAGACCAACAAUGGAAAAAUGCAAGAAAGCAAGGGCGCGUAUGGAACUUAAGCAAGAAGCCGAAGCUAUUGGAGCCCAUGACCCCUCAAUUUUAUCCGAAGGACGAGUAACGCGAGCGCGAAGGGGUAAACCGGACGUGUCUAAAGAAGAUGCACCAUCGCGACGAGAUUCACGCGGAGGUUACAGAAGGGUAUCAACGGUGGUCGACAGUGAAUCAGAGUGACGCGCGUAUAAAAAGUCCUUCGCGUCUAAUGAGAGGGAUGCGGAAAAUUCGUCGAACGAAAAUCGCCCAGAAUGAAUAUUUUUCUUUCGCUCUGCAAGUACCUAAUUAUAGAACCUAUAAUUAUAAAAUAGAUAUAUCCAUUGAUGAAAAUGAAUUUAAAAACGGAAAAUCAUGAAGCAACAACAGAACAAGCAUAAUAACCUGCACAUGGAAGCUCAAACACAGGCGUGAUGGUUCAAAGAACAAAGAAUUUAUCGUCGAAUUGAAAAGACAUCGUAACAGUGUGAAUUCGAAUUCGACAAGCGGAACAAAAAAAAAUACUAGGAAUACGAAAAAACAAAAAUUACAAUUACUUGGCGUCGACCUUCCACGAUCGUUCAAAAUUAAGUUUAACAAAUUUUAACUAGAAAAAACGAGAGGAAAAAAAGAAGCACGAAUGUCGCUGCCCACUUUCCGAAUGUGCGGGUGUGCUUAUCGCGCGUCUGCAAGUGCGAGUGUGUGCGUGCGUGAGUGUGUGUCUGUUGCGCGAGAGUCCCUGCUGGUGUGUAUGUAAAUUCAAGAUUGUUCCUCCCAAAUCAAAUUGUGCAUAAAAAUAUAUCGGAAUCAUUGAUCGAAUGGCCCUGGAAGGCAAGAAAACCCGUUAAACCUUCGAAUACUAUCGCCUCACUUCAUGCACCGAGGGCGAUUGAAAAUAUUUUGGUACAUAUUCCAGAAGCAUUGAAAAAAGAAAAGAAAAAUCUUUUAUACUCGCUCCGCUGAAAAUAUAAGUAAUGACAAAAAAUAGAAAAAAUCAUGAAAAAAAAAACGAAGUAAUUCCCUAUAAAUAAGAAUUUUUGCCACGGCGAAGUAUGUCGAACGGCGAAUCUAACACAUCCCCGCGUGAGAGACAAAGUUGAAUAAUGUUUUUUUUUAAUUUUAUCUUUCGUUGUUUCUUCAAUUCAAACGACUGCAUUGCGUUUAUGCUCGUUUCGCCGACUAUUGAGAUAAUAAUGAAUAAAAUAUAAUCAAGAUUUUUAACGCCACAUCAUUGUUUUAUAUGAAAAUAAAUUCUGAGUGUUCUCCCAAUGCGCUGACAGUCCCGUAAAAAACGACGAUAUGAUGUUUGAAAAAGAAAAAACAAGUUUGCGAUUAUAUUAUUGGUUAUUGUUAUAUUUAAAUAUUGGUUCAUAUAAAUUUUUUUUCCAUUUUUAUUAGACCUGUUAUCCGUUCAAUAUUGAUUAAGACCGUACAGUUGUCCAAAAUGUUAUUGGAUGUGACUUUCAGGACGAAAUAAAUGAAAAGUUGCUCGAUUUA
Messenger RNA from Venturia canescens, 3331 nucleotides. RefSeq names its product myb-like protein X. The record is from RefSeq and is a predicted model, not a curated record. Lineage: Eukaryota; Metazoa; Arthropoda; Insecta; Hymenoptera; Ichneumonidae. The transcript is spliced from 5 exons. Bases 428 to 2038 code for a protein of 536 amino acids. Gene Ontology annotation, cellular component: nucleus.